Messenger RNA from Pomacea canaliculata, 4865 nucleotides. RefSeq names its product TBC1 domain family member 13-like. Gene Ontology annotation, biological process: intracellular protein transport; activation of GTPase activity. Bases 14 to 1225 code for a protein of 403 amino acids. The record is from RefSeq and is a predicted model, not a curated record. The transcript has 15 exons. Gene Ontology annotation, molecular function: GTPase activator activity. Lineage: Eukaryota; Metazoa; Mollusca; Gastropoda; Architaenioglossa; Ampullariidae.
CGUGUCUUCACGCAUGCGCACUGGAUGUCAACAUAUGAUGGCGGCCUUGAAAGCGAGGUUAAAACAGUUUGAUGAUCUGCUGCAAGGAGAGACGAUCGACUUGGAUAAACUGAGGAAGAUCUGCUUUAAUGGGUGCCCUUUUGAAAGUGGGCAUAGAGCAGUUUGUUGGAAGCUGCUACUCAACUAUCUGCCUUUAAAAACUAGAGAAUGGGAAACAGAGCUUGCCAAGCAAAGAUUAUUGUACAGAAAUUUUAUUCAGGAGCUGAUAAUCAUCCCAGGCAAAAAGACAAGGUCAAACAAGUCUUCCAAUGGAACAUUAGAAGAUCAUCCCUUGAACCCAAACCCUGACAGUGAGUGGCAGGAGGACUUCAAGGAUAAUGAAAUGCUGGUACAGAUUGACAAAGACUGUCGACGGCUGUGCCCAGAUUUAUUUUUUUUUCAACGAGCAACAGACUUUCCAUGUGACGAGCUAGUCAAUGCGAGUUCCUACGUGGAAACACUUCGUAAACGGGUUGAACACACUGCAUUGAAGUCAGAGACAGUGGCCAAAAACAGGCUGGGCAUAACAUUUAAUAAGUCAAACACUCGCAGAAAAUCUGAAGAAUACAGUACACUCAGAGAUGGUGAGGAAGCUCACUGGGAGGUUGUGGAGCGUAUUCUUUUCAUCUAUGCUAAACUCAAUCCAGGUCUUGCAUAUGUACAGGGUAUGAAUGAAAUCUUGGGACCGAUCUACUACACAUUUGCCACUGAUCCUGAUGAUUCAUGGAGAGUCCAUGCAGAGGAAGAUUCAUUCUUCUGCUUUACCAACCUUAUGGCAGAAAUCCGAGAUAACUUCAUAAAGACUCUGGAUGAUUCCCAGUGUGGAAUUGGUCAUACCAUGUCCUUGCUAAUGGAGAUGUUGAAGAGCCACGAUGCGUCUUUGUGGCAUCGCCUACAAGAGCUGGAACUGCAGCCACAGUUUUAUGCCUUUCGCUGGCUCACACUUAUGCUGUCUCAAGAAUUUCCCCUUCCAGAUGUUCUACGGAUAUGGGAUUCUCUUUUCUCGGAUCCUAACCGCUUUGAGUUUUUGAUCUACAUAUGUCUUGCCAUGCUUAUUCUGCUGAGAGAAGAGAUCCAUAGAAAUGACUUUCCUACAGUGAUGAAACUUGUUCAGAACUUUCAACACAGCUCCAUUGACAUCCAAGUGGUUCUCGCCAAAGCUACAGAACUGUCUUUCAGGAGGUAGCAGGUUGCUGAACAGUGGCAUAUUUUUGUUAUCAAAACCAGGGACCAUCUGUAAGCAAGAAUUCCAGGUGCAACAACUGAUUCUGAAGGAUAUAUAAAAACAAAGCCAGUGAGGAUCAUUGCAUGUAGAAAACUGACUUUUGUAAAGAAAAUAUAUUUAUGCCUAGUGUGUGUGUUUAUUUGUUUUUGUUGUUUUUUUUUUUAGAGGGGGAUGGGGAAGUGAGGCCGAAGCCAGCAACAAUAAUGUAAAUGGACACAGAAAGUAGCAAAUGAUAGGAGUGAUGCAUUAAGUUUGCAUAUCAUCACAUAUCUUACUGUUUGUGGAGAAACAGCUUACUCUUUGUUGAUAAACAGUUUCUCUGUGCUGCUAACCACCAUGAUCAAUUGUAAACAAAAGCUUUCAACUUAGACUUGUUGUCUUUGGUUUGCUUGACUAGAAAGUAGUUUUGAUUAAUUUUUUUAAAAGAAACAUUCUUUUUCCUACAGGAAUAAAUGGAGCUUUUUUGUUUUUAUAUGAUUUCUUUGGUUUAUGCUAAUUGUAGAGCUUAGCCAUUGAUUUAAUUUGCUUUGUUUUUGUAACAUUGGGGAGUCACUGUUUUCUUAUUGCCAAACACAGCUAAUGGUGUCAGUAUUUUAAUAAGUAAUGGCUAGAACAUCAAAGAAUUUUGAAGAGGAUGAAUCUAGUCCCUUAGUACUGCAGGGUAAAUUGAGCUAUUGAGUAUAAGUUUGCAAAAUAUCAGCAACAUUAAUAGAGAAUCAAUAGUAAAAGAAAAAAAGAUACUAGGGAAUGGGAAACUCUCCAAAAUAAAUGAAAAGCAAAAUGGGUAAUUAUGAUUAAUGCAAAAAUUCUUCCACUCACCCUGGGUUUACAUGUGGAAUUUUGCUUAGAAAUUUGCUGAGGAAAUCAUUCAAUAAUCUCUCUGCAGUUUCAUUUACAUGAUGCAGUUAAACCUUUAAAAAAGCUCACAUGGAUAGGUUCAUGUAAAUGUAUUUUAGUAAAGAAAAUAGAUAAUAAUAAUGUGAAUUUAUAAAGUAUGUGUCUUUACCCCACGAUCAAAGGAAAGCUCAAAGUAAUUUACAAAGAGAAAAAAAAUAUAAGCAUACAGGCAUCAUAAUAAUAAUGGUCUCGAAGAGUUCAGCAUGUUCUCAUCUUCAGAAAAAAAUGAAUGCGGUGAUUACAGCUCAGUACCACAGCCAAAAUAUCUUUGCCACAAAUAAGCACUUUAUACAUCAGUUUUCAGGGUAUGCUUCAGGGUAAUUUAAUCUGUUUCAGCACUUUUAGCAUUUUCUGGUGGUCAAGAAGUGCCUGUGGCUGAGCUGUGUUUGGUGUGUUGUGGCCUUCAUUAUGUGAUACAUUUCCAUAUAUAUAUCCAUUUUAUUGCAUUGUUUACUGUACAGUUUCUUUGCAUAUUUGGUAAUUAUUUGAAGCCCACCUAUAUUUGGUUACAUUUUAGUUCCUAUAUCAUCAGAUCACAUGGCAAUAAUGGAUUCUUUUUAAAAACAUUUGAUUAAAUUCUCUGUAAACAUUUACCAAAUGAUAUACCAUUUGUCACUGGCAAGAAAAAGUGUGUUACACAGUGUGAGCAAUUCAAUAUUCAUUGUAACCCUCUCAUUAUGUUAAGCUUUUAUGAUUGAAACGUAAAACUCUUAUCUAAGAAUGCUCCAUACUCAAGAGAAAAAUGCAUCGAUUUCAUGUCAUUUAAGCAUGAUGUCAUGCUUAACAAAAUUAAUCGAAUUUGUGUAUGAAUCAACUUGAAGUGCUUUUUGUCAAUGUAAUAAUUAAGUUUGUAUUGAGGAUACUGAAGUGCAUUGAGUGGGUUUAUUGAGUGUGGUCUACUUUAUAAUGUGUAUAUAUAUAUCACUGCUGUGUGAAUAGUGCCAUGGAAUUAAAAGAAUGCGACUCAGUGUCUCAAAGACAGAUACCUCCCAGAAAGUCUUUGCAAGAUUAUAAAAUAUUUUUGUGAUACAACCAGAAAGGCAUUUCAGAAAACCAAGAUGGUGGCUGUCUUGUGCAUUGUGAGAUUUCCUUUACCUGCUACUGUAUGUUCAGGUUUCUUCCCAAUGUUUUUGCUAAAAGUGGGUAGUGACAGAUCACUUUUUGUAAUUUUACUGGCAACACCAUAAGUAAUUUACUUAAUGCACAUAUAUGAAUUCAUUGUUGGGACAAUAUCUACUUUUUAAUGAAAAAAUUUUUCUUUGAAUUUUGAUUUACUGAGAGAGGCAAUGAAUAAAAUAAAAAUCAUGAAGUUGUACAAAUUUACUUGUCUGGACAUAUUAUAUGCAUAAUUUGGUGAUUAUUUAUGUAUGGCAUUAAUUUUAAAUGAAAAUUUCAUCUUAAAAUUGUGAUACUUGUGUUUUUGGACUUCCUUAUGUUUCUUGUUUUGAUUCUGUUAUGUUAGAACUUAGACACUGAUUUAAUGUCUGGCUUCUUACAUGUUCUCCUCUGAUAGUCUACCACAUUAAGGAAUUUUUCAUCAUUAAAAAAAAGUAUGAACAAAAGUGGCCUGAACAAAACUAUUUAAAAUAAAUACAAAUUUAAACUACAUUCUGGAGCUAACACUGUGUGCUAUCCAAUGGCUUUAUACUAAACAAAUUUGAUGAAACUGUUAGUACACAAAUCCUUAUAAAUCACUAAACACAAAAAGAGGGCAAAAUCAUCACAAUAUAUGGAUAUACCCUAUAAUUAUCAGCUCUCGUAUUAACUGUAAUUAUGACAGCAGAUUUUAGCUUUCUAAUCAUGGCUUUGGCUUCUUUUUGUGCUAUGACCAGUGAAAACUGGGACCAUAUCCACAUAAGUCAUAAUUUCUUUAUGCUCUGUAAACAUUGCUAACCACUCUGGAAACUGUUCUGUUCAGGGUAAACAAGAACGACAUUCAUUUUGUAAAUUAAAGUGCCUCUUUUUCAUAAUUUUUUUUAAAUGCUUGGCCUUCUUUGCUUUUGAUGGUUGAAUGCAACACUUUAUUCCAUUCUUCUGAGAAUUUCAUAAAUUUUAAAAUGUGAAGAACCAGCUGUGCAGACCUUGCUCAAGAUCACAGGAUAAUCAUAAUCAACGGAUACAGAUGGGGGAAUUAGUGUUUUACACCGAGCUAACAACUAAGGCUAUAUCAUGGCAAGGCAUCCAGUUGUAAUGGAUACAUUAAUACAGUAACUAUAGUACAGUGUUCAUAUCUGUUGAAGCCAAGUUUUUUUUUAUCCAUUGUUUUGAGCUGCACACAUUCUACCAAGUAUCAUAAAGACUGGUUUGUCUACUCUAAAUUGACCAUUUGGGGCAUUUGAACUAUAAAACAAAACUUUCCAUUAUUAUUCCUGUUCAUUUAACAUGUUUCAGCUGCAGUCAGGUUCUGUAGCUUUAUUGUAUAAUAUGUGUAUACAUGUAUUUUGUUUAUGCAUUUCUGUAAUUUUGAACAUGGUGUUCACUUUUCUUUAGCAACUAUUCCACUAAAGUUGGUAAUAAUACUCAUUUGCUUAAUUUGUGCAGUAAAAAUUAAUUUCAGAAUACAGUAUUAACAUUAAACAAAAUUGUUUAACCUAUUACUAUUCCACUGGUUUAGAAGGCAAACUGAUUAAAUAAAUAAUAAACUAUUGAGGUAACAAGUUCCCCAAAUUUAUUUACACUGAAAUAAACUUGCGUUCAGUUGGCA